AUAUAAUACAGAAGGACACACUUCAGUCUCUGAUGUUGUGACACAGGAAACACCCUUGUCUGGCCCGGUUGAACUGGACUACUCAAUGACGAUUCAACAGAAAUUUAAGGACGAGUACAACGACCCAACUUCCACAGAGUAUAAGGAACUUGAAAACAUGGUUUUGAGUACGAUUGACAACAUGUUCAUGAACAGCGAUAAGAGUGGCGUGUAUGAUGGGUCGGAAGUUCGCGGCUUCAGUAAUGGAAGCGUCAUCGCCAAGGUGUUCAGUCGCUUUAAACGAGCACUAAUCCACGCCACUGAGAAACACUCAGACUUGAACAAGGUCCUGGACGUGUUCGUGGAUGAGGUCAAGAACCUGAUCGAAGAGUUUACCAGUCAACCAGGCUGCUGCAAUGGCCUCAAAUUCGUCACUGUCAUCGUCAAUGGAGCAAACAUCGAACCACCAUCACCACCUCAACCAGCAGACCCGGCAACUAAUCCACCUACUGCAGCACCAACCGAUCCACCAAUCGUAGCACCAACUCAUCCACCCUCGGAUCUACCAACCGCAGCACCAACUCAACCACCAACCGCAGCACCAACUCAUCCACUAACCGCAGCACCAACUCAAAUACCGACUAUUGCACCAACUCAACCACCAACAGCAGCAGCUACUCAACUACCGACUAUUGGUCCAACUCAACCACCAACUGAAGCAUCAACAAUUGCUGGCUGUGUGUUGAACUCUUGUCUGAACAACGGGACAUGUCAACCAUUCGGAAGCGAUGGCUUCAUCUGUGAAUGUCUUGAUGGGUUUGUUGGCACGAGUUGUGAAACAGCUGUCUUUCAGUGUGAGGCAUUCGGUUACGACUUUGGUGAAUCUGAGACAUGCGAUGGCGUCCUUCAGUGUCCAAAUGGCGAUGACGAAAAGGGUUGUGAGUGCGGUGUACAUGAGUACCAGUGCCGUAACACUAUCUGUGUGAGUCCGGCUGAUGCGGAAUGCAACGGAGUCGCUGAGUGUCUGGAUUAUUCAGACGAAGGAGUUAAUUGUAAUGACGCUUACUGCGUAGAAAUCGACAGCGAUGAAUGCCUUGCCAUCCUGCCUUAUAAUACAACCUACUUCCCGAAUGACCUUGCGACCAACAACUCCAUCAAUGAAUAUCUGUCUCAACUCACGACCAACUGCACCGAUAGUGAGAGACUUGCUCUGUGUAUGGCGUUAUUCCCGGAGUGUCCUCGGUUUGGUUCCCAACGCAGGGUCUGCGCAUCACUGUGUUCCAGGGCCUUAGAAUGUGUCGGUAUGGACACCGACUCUACUCCUUUACACUGCGAUAUGUAUCCGGACCGGGGUGUGUUGUCCACCUCAGAUGGUUGUCUCUAUGACGAAGAAGAUGUUGUGCAGACAGGAGAUUGUGGACGUCGUCCAGCUGCCUCGCCCUCUCUCAAUCCUUUCAGUCGUAUCGUUGGUGGCGCCCCGUCACACAUCGCCAACUGGCCCUGGAUUGGUUCAUAUCAACUUUCUCACGGACUUCACUGGUGUGGUGCAACGUUAAUCAGCCCACGUUGGGCAGUCACUGCGGCGCACUGUGGCCGAAACCAUCAGAUAGUGUUUGGCAGUUCACUUUUGGAUACUCCGUCCGAUUAUCCCCACGGCUAUCGCAUUGCACAGUUUUUCAUUCAUCCCGAAUACGACGACUUGACUCAUAAAAAUGAUAUUGCACUAGUGAAGUUAGCUACACCUGUACGAUACACUGACACCAUCCAACCAGCUUGCUUGGAAACCGAAGACGACGAAGUGGACAAGUACGACACGUGCCAUGUGGCAGGAUGGGGCCACACUUCAUUCGGAGGGAAUGUUUCUCCAGUGUUAAAAGAGGCAAGUGUGCCGCUGAUAUCAUUGGAGCAGUGCAAGGCGUACCUUGGGGGACGUCUCUUCAUCUCCCCCGAUCAAAUUUGUGCUGGGGGUCGGAGUAAUGACACUUGUCAAGGCGACAGUGGAGGUCCUUUGGUCUGUCGUGGAGCAAACGGACGCUGGAAGUUGGUUGGUAUUACGAGUACAGGUAUCGGAUGUGGUGGCGUCACGCCGGGUAUUUACACAAGAGUCUCCAAGUACGUGGACUUCAUCAGAUUCACAAUCGCUUCAGCAUUUCAGCCGUGUACCACGGAUCAGUUUGACUGUGGGGAUUACGUUUGUAUCGACGGUCAUUCACGUUGUGAUAGCCAAUACGAUUGUAUCAAUGCAAUCGACGAGGAACUGUGUGGCUGUGUGUUAAACUCUUGUCUGAACAACGGGACGUGUCAUCCAAUUGGAAGCUAUGGCUUCAACUGUGAUUGUCCUGAUGGGUUUGUUGGUACGAGGUGUGAACAAGACCCACAUCCCAUCAAUCUUUUGGAGAACGAGGCAGUCGAAAUUACUUCACCAUCCUAUCCAAGCAACUACCAGAACAAUCUGAACAGCCAAUGGAUCAUCCAAACAGCAGAGGACCUGGGAAUCCUCCUCAGUUUCCACGCUUUCGACACGGAGAGAUGUUGUGAUUAUCUGAGUGCUGGGGAUGGCCGCAACUCUACUAACUCUGCCACAAGGGUGUUCCGUUUGAGUGGGAGCAGUCUCCCGCCUGAUACGCUCUCAACCGGCAAUGCCAUGUGGCUGAGGUUCACAUCUGAUGGUAGUGUCACCAGAAUGGGUUUCUCUUUAUCAGCUCGAAGCAUUCGAUCAGCUGGCUGUAUAUUAAACUCAUGUUUGAACAACGGGACGUGUCAACCAGUAGGGAGGUCUGGCUUCAACUGUGAAUGUGCUGCUGGGUUUGAAGGCACGAAGUGUGAAGCGGUGAGUAUCUUCGUCGGUGAAAACGAAACAGUUGAAGUCACUUCGCCAGGUUAUCCAGACAGGUUGCCAAGAGAAGAUGCAGCCAUUUGGAUCAUCCAGACAGACGAAGACAUGAAGAUACUAGUUGAUUUCAAUGAUUUGACCACUGAUUACUACGACUACUGGAAAGUUGGAGAUGGAGUCGAUAUCGAUGAGUUUACUUUUCUGUCAUGGAGUCGACGAACGCAUCCCCUUCCGAAUCUACUUUCGCAUGGAAGCGCCCUCUGGAUUUCGUUGUCGUUUUCUUAUUCCUUCGGCACGAGAGGAUCAUUGUUCUUCGAUGUAGCUAGCGUUCAAUACACAGAAUCUCUGACAUGUUCUGCUGCUGAAAUUGAUUGUGGGCAUUCUGUCUGCAUCAACAGUGCCUGGCGGUGUGACAGUUAUGAUGACUGCCUCGAUGGCAGUGACGAAGAUUUUUGUGGUUGUGUGCUUAACUCUUGUCUGAACAACGGGACGUGUCAACCAAUUGGAAGGAAUGACUUCAACUGUGAAUGUCCUGAUGGGUUUGCAGGUGCGAGAUGUGAAAUAGAGUCAAUUAUACGUAUCAAUCUUUCGGAGAACGAGGCAGUCGAAAUUACUUCACCAUCCUAUCCAAGCUACUACCAGAACGAUCUGGACAUCCAGUGGAUCAUCCAAACAGCACAAGACCUGAGAAUCCGCCUCAGUUUCCACGCUUUCGACACGGAGGAUUGUUGCGAUUAUCUGGAGGUUGGAAAUGGCCGCGACUCUACUAACUCCUCCACAAGGGUCUUCCUUCAGAGUGGGAGCAGUCUCCCGCCUGAUACGCUCUCAACCGGCAAUGCCAUGUGGCUGAGGUUCACAUCUGAUGAGACUGUCACUGGAGAAGGUUUUUCUCUAUCAGCUCAAAGCGUUCAACCAACCGAUCUUUCCAAGUGAGCUCAUCAAGUCUGCUUCCCUGAAGUGUUUCAGCCAUAUAGAGAGCAAGUAUCGCUGGCGAUGACAGGCAUUACUAUUAGAUUUGCUACACGAAGAGGUAACUAUAGUGGCAUCAUGUUUUAUAUCUUUCAUUUUCUCCUAAAGUCUUCUUUAUUAAGACUUGCCUGUUUGCCAGCUUGUUGGCCUACUCAUAAGCUGGCAAAAUAAUGUAUAGUCAGUGUAGAAUUUCUCAUCUUAAAUAUCUGCUUUAAAUUUACAAGAUUCGCGGACACGUUCAUAUGGUGGUCCUCAAAAAGUUACAGAAAGGGUUAUAUCAAGAACCAUUAACCGGAUUCCAAUUUGGUCAAUUCCAAAUUAAAAUUUGGUUAGUCUUUGGGAUGUAUCCUUUCAGUAAUUGAAAACAAUAACUAGAUAUUUUUGGACUAAUAAAAUACCUAUAUUGUGCGCUUUCAUGUAUAUUUUGGAAAUAUUUCAGACAGGUCUUUUUGAGUCUUAGUUAUCGUUCGGCUAAGAGUAAAUCUGCAUUAUCGUCAUUUGGGAAUUCGGGAAAAUGUUAUAAAACUGUUACAAAAAAAUUGAACUUCGGAAGCAGUACGGAGAUUCUGGCGGACCAAAUAUUAUUUAGUAUUACUUAAAUUAUGUGUUCCAGAAUUCUUGUCAUCAGGAAUUUUUAAAUAAUUUUAAUUUACUUGCUUUCUGUUGUACUGCAGAAAAUUGUUCUAUUAUACACAGGAAAACGAUCGUUAUAUUGUACAUGUAUAUGCACUUUAGUGAGAACAUUCGCCCGCAGUUUACAUAUGAUUAUGUAUUUGAUUACUACAUAUAAUUAUGUAUUAUGACAUUGGAUUUUUCUUCAAAAUGGUACAAUCCACAUAUAGCAAAAUCAGAAAGAUUAGUUUGUAAUCAAGAAUUUUAUUGUUUUCAUUUCAUUCAAUUUUUGUUUAAAUUUACCGCAGAAAAUCAUGAUUUACCCAGAGAUACGUUUAUUAAUCCGUACAUCCCCUUAUUAGAACUGAUUUGGGAUACUCGGAAUACUAUUAAGAAUUGGGUAUUUUUUUUUAUUUUACCUUUUACACGAUUAUAUACCAUACAUGUAGUUCCCUUUUUAUUGCAAAAUGUCGCCCUCAAUUUGCUCACACUAAACUGGAACAUUCUAUGAUGUAUGCAAUCUAUAUGUAGGAUAAUCAGAAUUGGUGGGAUUUGUUAAUCGAGAAUUUUAAUAUUUUAAAUUUUAUUUUUUUUACUGCAGAAAAUGUUUCUAUUAAAGCUAUUAUAGCAAUACGUUUGUAAUACCAUAGUUCCCUUUUAUCGCAAAAGAUUGACCGCUAUAUGUUCUCGAUUGGAAUGUUCUAUGUAGGGCAUAUGCGGGCCACAUAGUACUGGGUAUAAUCAGAAUGCUAUUUUGUAUUUCAAAUUUGUGUAAUCGAGAAUUGUAAAUAUUUGUAAAACAUCUGUUUUGUUUUUACUACCUAAAAUUAUUCUAUUCAUACACAGAUAUACCGUGGGUGCCUUGGAUGCAAAUGAUCGCCCGCGAUGUAUAUAUUCUAGAUAUAUUCUACAGGGUGACCCCACACAAGUUUUGCAAGCAGACAUCUUUAAAUUUCUCAAAAUAUAUCCAACAUCAGCAUUUCGUGUUGAUGGAAUACCGGUAUAUUGUUUGUAUUCUUGUGUAUAAUCACAGUGAACAUUUGAUGAAAAUCCAUUCAUGCAAAUGGAUUACUACAGAUUAUAAGUGGCAAUUUUCACCGUUCCAAUGUGAUAUACACAGCUGAUGAAAAGACCCAUUGCAGAGUGCCGGUUUAGCGACUUCGAAUUGUAUUGAAAAAUUGGUUGAAAACACGCACUUUUAUAACCUGUUACAGCUCUGGUUUGCAGGAAUUGGUUUCCAUGACAUUUUCACAGAUUUUUUUUCCAUUUUAACAAGAGUAGGCCUAUAAUGAAAUACUAACGUUAGAUACUUUUGGGAAUUUUAACGAUAUUCGCCUACACAACUUGUUGAGGGUCACCCUGUUGCAUGCAUGCAACAUCCACGCAUGGGAUAAUUAGAAUGCUACUUAGAAUUGUGUAAAUGUUUAUUCCAGAAUUAUUUUCUGUUAACGAGAAUUUUAUUUCAGUUUCAUUAAAAAGAUAUAUCACUGCAUGAAAUCA
This is a messenger RNA of Patiria miniata (bat star), 5893 nucleotides long. RefSeq lists its product as uncharacterized. Bases 86 to 3745 code for a protein of 1219 amino acids. The record is from RefSeq and is a predicted model, not a curated record. NCBI's taxonomy places the organism in Eukaryota, Metazoa, Echinodermata, Asteroidea, Valvatida, Asterinidae. Gene Ontology annotation, molecular function: protein binding; serine-type endopeptidase activity; calcium ion binding. The transcript is spliced from 22 exons. Gene Ontology annotation, biological process: proteolysis.